AAAUGAUGCAUUUCCUAAAUAUCAUGUACUUCUGCACUUCGAUGCAUCCAUACAUGGAGGAAUGGGAGGGGCAAAAAUUGCGCAAUAGGGUGGAACGACUGAGGCAAGAUGACUCGUAUGCUCAGCAUGAUGCAGAAGUCAUCGCCUCGGUAAUGGCGGAGCAGUUGGACAGUGAGGUCUCUGGCCCCCAGAAGCUCCCUGUACCUGUGGAAAAGCUCAGCUUGUAUGCGAUGCCGCCGAGAACAUUCACUCUGUUCGACGAUGGGUUCUCUCGGAAUGAAGAUAGCACCUACUCUGCCUAUCCAGAGUAUCUAGGCGGUCUUGUAGGCUGGCAGGACACGGAGCAGGUUCAGAAACUCACGGCAGAAGACAAGGCGCUGAUUCACAAGUUUCAACAACAGCACGGCCUACCAAUUACAGAUUUUGACGAGCUUCAGCGGAGCUGAGCGGUGAUGCCUGCGCAGCGUAUUAUCGGCGGCAAGAGGAGGACUUCGUCAUGGGAGGUUGGAAACCAGGUACCGAGUCUGAGCAACUCUGUGAAUCCAUCGCUGGACCCGCAAGAGCUUUUUAUUGGCGUACCCGCCUGAGACAGCUUCGCACCAAGUACAAAGAGAAGGCUAGGUGAAGAUCGAACCCCUCAGACCACCGUUCAUCCUGCAUCGCGCUACUUUUUUGCUCAUCUCAAUUGGCGUCGGUAGUCGCGCAACAAGUCUCAGUUCUGGGCUUGGCAG
This is a messenger RNA of Pseudocercospora fijiensis CIRAD86, 731 nucleotides long. RefSeq lists its product as uncharacterized. The record is from RefSeq and is a predicted model, not a curated record. The annotation marks the transcript as partial. Lineage: Eukaryota; Fungi; Ascomycota; Dothideomycetes; Mycosphaerellales; Mycosphaerellaceae. The transcript has 2 exons.